GGGUGAUCCAUUCUUAUGAAAUUUGAAAAGACAAAAUGGACAUAAAUCAAAAUUGGCUUUUUAAAGCAGAAUCUCUUCUGUUUAUUUUGCUGGCCUAUUUUUAUGACAUUUCAUUCUGUUCAACAACAAGUCCGGGAAGUACAUUCACAACAACAACGACGUCAACAGUAUCACAAGUACCAACAACACUUGCAACCAAAUUCGAACCUCACGACAGUUCUAAAGUCUAUCUGUUCGCAGGUAUUUUUCUUGCGGCAGUCCCGGCACUUGUUCUUUGUAUGUGUCUUGUUCGAUCGCUCAUAUCACACCGCCGUGAGAAACGAAUUACUGACAAUGAAGAUGCAAACUUCCAGCACCCACCACCGUCACAGCCAGCUCCGAGACCUUUCCUCCAGCGUGAUAACACCAUUGCCGGUCCAUUUAGGAACCCAGCAUUUGAUGACGUCACUGAAGAUUCCGAUGAACGCUCAGGGGUUGUGACGCCAUCGUUUGUUUCGACACGCGUAGUUGAUGAACCUGGCUUCGGUAUACCAACUCCGCAGAAAAAGUACAAAUACAUUCCUUGAAACCCCACGAUGUUUUUACUGAGUAGAUUUUAAGAUUUACGAGGACAAAAACAGAAACAAAUUGACACUAUAAUAAACAGUUAUUUUAACAAUAAACAGUUAUAAUAUUGAAGAGAA
Ruditapes philippinarum (Manila clam) is the source of this 683-nucleotide messenger RNA. RefSeq lists its product as uncharacterized. The transcript is spliced from 2 exons. The coding region runs from base 36 to 566 and encodes 176 amino acids. The record is from RefSeq and is a predicted model, not a curated record. NCBI's taxonomy places the organism in Eukaryota, Metazoa, Mollusca, Bivalvia, Venerida, Veneridae.